AUGUUUCGAAAAAUCGUCCAAGCCGCGCGUUCUAUGGACCUGGGAGAUCUUGUGCCUGCAGACAGAGAGGAGCAAGGCUAUCCGCCAAAUGAGGACUCGGCAGGUCAAGAGAAUAGCAGCAACGGGAAACGACUCACUAUAACCAAGACUGAUCACGAGGCGCUAAUUCCGCCAAAUGACAAGCUUCUCGCAUUUCGCUCCCUGACGGGCAUAGACACGGUGCCUGCGCUGUCAAGCACCGGUCAUGCCAGGCGAGCAGCACCAAAUAUCGGCCUGUAUUUUCGGGUGGUCGAAGCAGAGCAAAAGGCAGCCAAGAGCUAUAAAAUCUUCCAUAUCAUCAUAAACUUUUGCCUCGGAGCGCAAAUUAUCGUUGGCGCCUCAUUAACGGCAAUCGGAGCUGCUGAUGGCUCUCGUCAUGCGGUUACUGGACUCGGCGCCAUGGGCACAAUCAUGGCAGGGAUAUUGACUUACCUCAAAGGAUCUGGCCUGCCUGAUCGGUUCAAAAUCCAAGAGAACCAAUGGAGAGAGCUUCGUGAGCAUAUUGAGCAGCGCGAACGAGAGCUUUGUCUAAUAGACUGCACACUUGACGCCCAAGAGGAGGUGUUCAUUAUUGAAGACAUGUAUAACCAAGCCAAGGCUGAUCUGGAGGCAAAAGGUCCCGGCAUUCGAUCUCGGUUUGGAGGGAACUAUCAGUCUGUGCAAAAAUCGCGAAGCAGCCCGAUUAGGUCCAUCGUGCAUAAGGCGGCUACCAGAGUAGCCCAAUCUACAGAUGAGAUCGCCACACCGCCACCAGCAGCGGUGAAAGGUUGA
Trichoderma harzianum CBS 226.95 is the source of this 810-nucleotide messenger RNA. RefSeq lists its product as hypothetical. The transcript has a single exon. The record is from RefSeq and is a predicted model, not a curated record. NCBI's taxonomy places the organism in Eukaryota, Fungi, Ascomycota, Sordariomycetes, Hypocreales, Hypocreaceae. The coding region runs from base 1 to 810 and encodes 269 amino acids.